Molecule: messenger RNA, 846 nt
Organism: Lycium ferocissimum
Lineage: Eukaryota; Viridiplantae; Streptophyta; Magnoliopsida; Solanales; Solanaceae
Product: F-box/kelch-repeat protein At3g23880-like
Exons: 1
Coding region: 1-846 (281 amino acids)
Source: RefSeq, a predicted model, not a curated record
AUGGGUUCUGUUAAUGGGUUGAUUGGUCUUGCCAUUGAAGAAGAAAACUUCUUUUUCUGGAAUCCAUCACUUAGGCAGUUCAAGAAAUUUCCUACAGCUAAAUUGAAGCUGCCUGCAGGUAGUUCUCAUAUAUUCAUGUAUGGUUUUGGGUAUGAUGAGAUCCAUGAUGAUUAUAAGGUAGUGGUAGGUUGGCAAUCUUUUUAUCCAUAUCAUUAUGAGGUCAAAAUAUAUAGUUUGAAUAGUGAUUCUUGGAGAAGCGUCGAUGAUUUUCCGGGUGGGAGGCGAUACAUGAAGUCGGAAAUUAAGUUGGGUUUGUUUGUGAAUGGGAAGCUUCACUGGGGUAAUAAUAUUACUUGUAGUUGUCGGGAUACUUGUUCUCAUAAGAUAAUUGAUUGGGACAUCAUAUCUAUUGAUCUGGUUGACGCGAAAUGGGGAAAGGUGGAGAAACCUUGUUAUGGAGAAGGAGAUUUCACUUCUAAGCUCGGAGUUUUGGGAGGUAAUCUUUCUAUGUUUUGUAAUUAUCAGAGUCAUGCAGAUGUUUGGGUUAUGAAGGAGUACGGGAUUAAAGAAUGUUGGACAAAGAUAUGUGCCAUCAGUCGUCCUAAAUCUCUUGUGAUGCAUAAGUUUAUUCCACCCUUUUUCCUGUCUAAUAAAGGUGAACUUAUGUUUGUGUUUGAUUCAAUUUUCAUCAUCUACAAUCCAAAGAAUGACUCGACCAGAUAUUCAAAGGUUACUGGCUAUAAUAAUUUUGACCCAUAUGUCUAUAUUGAAAGCCUAGUUUGGCCCUUUUUUGCUAAAGGUACCAAGGAGGCUAAAAAAGCUCAGAUGAAGACUACUGUAAUUUAA